Messenger RNA from Paralichthys olivaceus (Japanese flounder), 1193 nucleotides. It is a transcript of the gene anapc15, whose product is annotated as anaphase promoting complex subunit 15. Gene Ontology annotation, biological process: regulation of mitotic cell cycle spindle assembly checkpoint. Lineage: Eukaryota; Metazoa; Chordata; Actinopteri; Pleuronectiformes; Paralichthyidae. Gene Ontology annotation, cellular component: anaphase-promoting complex. The record is from RefSeq and is a predicted model, not a curated record.
GAACCUUUGCGAGGUCACACUGGGAGAGAGGACUCUUUAAAGCGGAACACCAAGGGCUUCCGGUCGAUUCAGUUUGAAUUUCUGAGAAGCUGCGGCGAGAGACUGUCAGACAUGUCCACGCUGUUCCCCUCUCUCUUCCCCCGGAUCACCGAGACUCUGUGGUUCAACUUGGACCGACCCUGCGUGGAUGAGACCGAGCUGCACCAGCAGGAACAGCAGCACCAAACUUGGUUGCAGAGCAUUGCAGAGAAGGACAACAACUUGAUGCCGAUUGGGAAACCUAUUUUUGAGGCAGGAUAUGAAGAGGAGGACGAGGAGGAUGACGAGGAUGAGGAAGACAGUGAGGAAGACUCUGAAGAUGAAGAAGACAUGCAGGACAUGGAUGAGAUGAAUGAUUACAAUGAGUCACCUGAUGAUGGCGAGAUCAACGAGGUGGACAUGGAGGGAGCAGACCAAGACCAAGACCAAUGGAUGAUAUAAGACAAAAGAUGGUUUUACUUUCCAUCAGACUGAUGUCUGUCUGGCUCUGGAUUUCUGCUCCCCUCUUAAAGCCAUGACUGCUGCUUCUUGUACCAUGAUAUCCUUCAGAUGAGGGUUGGGUAAAUCCAGCACAAGGGUCUCAUGUAGAGCUGCUGUCAGCCUCAGAGCCUCGGGAUGUCGUUGGACUUUGGUCAGAGUGUCGCUCACAAGUUGUAUAAAAUGAAACAAUAGAUGUAAGUUUGAGCACAUGUCAGGUUUUUGUCAGCAUUUUCUGUGAACCUGUCAAAGCCGUUUCACACAUAUUUGAUGCCGUAAAACACUCAAGGUCCUACUGUUCAGUAACCAGUCUGGCACUUAUAGUGGCAUGAUGUCAUCCCAGUACAGUGACACUUUGAUCUCAUCAUAUCUUGUGUCUCAUGUGUCUCAGAGUCUCUGCACAGCUGACAGAGCACAAACUACAGUUCACUCAGCAAAAUAAUAUUUCACCACAGAGUUCAAUUCUGUCACACCGUUGUUUAUAUCAUGCUUUUAGUUAAAGUGUAAAAGAUGUUUAUUUAAUUUUUUAUCCUUUUAUGUCCUCUUUUAUGUAUACAUACGCUGGCCAUCCAAGUUGUCUCAUGUUUCUCUUUAAGGAUCGUUAACCAAGGCUUUCCUUGUUGAUAUUGAAAUGAAGGCCAUGACAGUUUGUAAUAAAUUAACUUAUUUUGACGAAA